Helianthus annuus (common sunflower) is the source of this 751-nucleotide messenger RNA. RefSeq names its product ATP-dependent Clp protease ATP-binding subunit CLPT1, chloroplastic-like. Lineage: Eukaryota; Viridiplantae; Streptophyta; Magnoliopsida; Asterales; Asteraceae. The transcript is spliced from 6 exons. The record is from RefSeq and is a predicted model, not a curated record. Bases 1 to 579 code for a protein of 192 amino acids.
AUGAUGAUGAUUACAUAUUGUGACAAGGAGUUUAAGGUGAGAAUUAACGCGUCGGUUGCUAAAGCUAUGAAGAAGCCUGAAGAAGGUUGGGUCAAAAUAAGUAUUCUUUUUCGUAGGGUCAAAAUGUGUCAACCACAGGCCCGUUGGGAGCAUGUGGAGUAUUCCUUCAUCAUGAAACCACACAAUAAGUGUAACUUUAACCAUCUGAUGCUUUUUACUCCAUUUGUAGGAACCAGUUUGGCUGCAAAAUUAUUAAGAGAAAGUGGUGUAACGCUUUUCAAAGUAAGAGAAGAAACUGUAAAUUUACUUGGAAAAUCAGACAUGUAUAUUUUCAGCCCUGAACAUCCUCCAUUGACCAAAGCAGCUCAGAAGGCCAUUGAUUGGGCAAUCAAUGAGAAACUAAAGUCAGGGGAAACAGGAGAAGUGACAACAUCGCAUUUGCUUCUGGAAAUAUGGGCGCAGAAGGAAUCAGCUGGUCAUAAAAUAAUGGCUAAACUUGGUUUCAAUGAUGAUAAAGCUAAAGAGCUUGCUAAAACCAUGGACAAAGAAACUAUUUUGAGCUACAAGAAGGGAGUUUAAAGAACUGUAUACACGUUUUCUGCUUCAUCCCUCUGUUUGUUGGUUGUUUAGAAUGAUUCGUUUGCAACACAACAACAUGAAGCAAAGUGAAAUUUGUAAAAGCUAUAAAGAAAAUUAAAAGGAUGACUAUUUUAUUAGUUGGAAAUUGGAAUAAAACUUUCAUUUUUUAUUA